Molecule: messenger RNA, 1175 nt
Organism: Talpa occidentalis (Iberian mole)
Lineage: Eukaryota; Metazoa; Chordata; Mammalia; Eulipotyphla; Talpidae
Gene: DUOXA1
Product: dual oxidase maturation factor 1
Exons: 6
Coding region: 8-1036 (342 amino acids)
Biological process (GO): protein transport
Cellular component (GO): endoplasmic reticulum membrane
Source: RefSeq, a predicted model, not a curated record
AACCAAAAUGGCUGCCUUCGGAGACACGUUCCCCUUCUAUACUGGCCCCAAGUCGAUCUUCCCAAUGGACACUGCCUUGUCUGUCAUCAUCACCAUUUUUCUGACAGCACUGGUCACCUUCAUCAUCAUCCUGCCUGGCAUUCGGGGCAAGAUGAGGCUGUUCUGGCUGCUGCGGGUGGUGACCAGCUUGUUCAUCGGGGCUGUGCUCCUGGCUGUAAAUUUCAGUUCUGAGUGGUCUGUGGGCCAGGUGAGCACCAACACAUCAUAUAAGGCCUUUAGUUCCGAGUGGAUCAGCGCUGAAAUUGGGCUGCAGAUUGGACUGGGAGGAGUCAACAUCACGCUCAUCGGAACCCCAGUGCACCAGCUGAAUGAGACCAUCAACUAUAAUGAGGAGUUCACCUGGCACCUGGGAGAGAGCUAUGCUAAGGAGUAUACAAAGGCGCUGGAGAAGGGGCUGCCAGACCCAGUGCUCUACCUGGCCGAGAAGUUCACCCCAAACAGCCCAUGUGGUCUGCAUGGCCGGUACCGCCUGGCAGGACACUACACCUCAGCCCUGUUGUGGGUAGCAUUCCUCUGCUGGCUGCUGUCCAACGUGAUGCUGUCCAUGCCCGUGCUGAUCUACGGGGGCCACAUGCUGCUGGUCACAGGCAUCUUCCAGCUGUUGGCACUGUUCUUCUUCUCUAUGGGCAUGUCACUCACUCCAGCCUGUCCCCUUCGCCUGGGCACUGCUACGCUGCACACUCACCAUGGCCCCGCCUUCUGGAUCACAUUGGUCACAGGACUGAUCUGUGUGCUGCUGGGCCUGGCCGUGACGGUGGCCAACAAGAUGCAGCCCCACAGGCUGAAAGCUUUCUUCAACCAGAGUGUGAUGGAGGACCCUGUGCGGGAGUGGAGUCCUGAAGAAGGAGGACUCCUGAGCCCCCGCUACCGGCCCAAGGCUGAGAGUCCCGAGCCCCAGGAUAUCCCGUUGUCAGAGGCUUCUGCCGAGGCCAACUGCAGUGAAGAGCACCCUGAAGAGCCUGACUGUGCCCUAUAAAGUUCCCCACUCUGGUGGCCACCUGGACUUCCUGUGCGGCUCCAGAUCUCAUUGAAGCUCCAUAAAACCACCAGAAUCACCCACAGGACUGCAAUCUGUAGGUGGAGUAGAAAUAGAAGCAUCUACUGAUUGAUGAUAA